AUUUGUUCCUUUCACAACAGAAUCUCACAAAAAAAAAAAAAAAGUCAGAUGUUACCACGUCGGCCAAUGUCACCCAAUAUUCAAAAGUCUGACCUACAUCAGCCGAAAGCAAAGAAUCAACCUCAAGGCCAGUUGGCUGCUCUUUUGCAUGGUAAACUUGACUAUGAUGACUUGUUUGUCUCGCAACCUGGUAGUUCUUCUCUCUUUCCAGAUGACCAUCGUUCAAAUAGCGCUCCACCCACGCAAUUAUUAAAUUCGAGACGUGGUCAUCAAGAACCCAUGAAUGAUCCCGACCAUGCAAGAUAUUACCAAGAUGCCCAGCAACAACAACAUCAACAGCAGCAACAACAACCUUGGCAAUUAUGGCAAAACGGUGAAGAUGAAUAUGCACAGGCGCAACAGGACCCAAGAGGUUUUUAUUCGGGUAAGCAGCAACAGAAUAAAGGUGGGGAAGAAACAUUAGCCAGUCGUCGUCAACGUAACUUGGUGGAUCUGAUUCAACAGGUAAAUGAUUUCCCUCGUACACCAUCACCUUUAUUUGCAUUACAACAGCAAGCGAGACAAAGACAUGCUGCCGCUGCUGCUGCUGCCGCCGCCGCUGCCGCUUCUUCCGCUGGUGGAGCUGGUGUAGCUACUGCUAAUGGUGGAUUUACAUUCGAUAACGAUCCAGCCAUGUCCACUGGUGAUUUGGAUGCGAUGCAAAAGCAAUACAGAGAUCAAUUGAACGCUUUGGAUUAUGAUGAAAUGAUUUUAAACAACAAUAACGGUAGAAAUAGACAACAACAACAGCAUGAGGAUUAUGGUUUGCAUAUGGAAGAUCCCCGUUCUUCCAUCUCGCCACCCCUGCGAAAUAAAUUUGCUCCCACUAGUAGCACUCCACCUGCACGCUCAAAUUCAACUCCUCCCGGUAGAAACAUGUAUAGCGAUCUGGAUCGUCAAACUGAAAUGAUGAUGAAUCAAUUUGGUGGGUUUGGCUUGAAUGAAGAGGAUGAUUACGGUAUGUUAUCAAACACUCAUUAUUUGCAACAGUUGCAACAGCAGCAGCAACAACAACAGCAACAACAGCAACAACAAGGUAGAUUCCAACAACAACAACAACAACAGCAACAGCAAUCGAGCCCUUAUUACAACAAUGGUUAUAACGGACAACAAGCUUAUAACCCCGCUUUAGAUUUAUCGAAUGGAAUGGACGACAAUACUUCGGACCAUCUUUUGAGCCCAGAUGCAUCCAUGUAUGGACGUUGGAGUCAAGGUGAUACCGCCUACCGCAGACAACAACAACAGGCUGCGGCUGCUUUGGGUCAUGGCAUGAAUGGACCUCUUACUGCCCCUGCUGGCAUGGAUACCAGUUUCCCUGAAAAUAGUCUCCCUGGUGCCACGGAUAAAAAAUUGCGUGCUUUACAGUUACAACAGCAACAAUUAUUGAUCCAACAACAGCAACAACAAUUGUUGGCAGCCAGACAACAAUUAUUAUCUUCUCGACAUGAUAAUCGUCAUCAUCACCAUCAACAACAACAACAGAUGCAACAACAACAGCAGCAACAACAACAGCAACAACAAUCGAGCCAAGACAUGGCACUUAGUAUCCGUAGUGCAUUACUUGAAGAAUUCCGUAACUCCAAGAACAAGAAAUACGAGCUUAAAGAUAUCGAGGGACAUAUUGUUGAGUUUAGUGGUGAUCAACACGGAUCUCGAUUUAUCCAACAAAAGUUAGAAACAGCCAAUAGCGAUGAAAAGCAAAUGGUAUUUGAGGAAGUCUUGCCUAACGCUUUGCAAUUGAUGACGGACGUCUUUGGUAAUUAUGUCUUGCAAAAGUUCUUUGAGCACGGAAAUCAAAUGCAGAAAACAAUUUUGGCUAAACAAAUGGAGGGACAUGUUUUAUCACUUUCAUUGCAAAUGUACGGUUGUCGUGUUGUUCAAAAGGCCUUGGAACAUGUCUUGACUGAACAACAGGCUACCUUGGUUAAGGAGUUAGAUGGCUGUGUCCUCAAAUGUAUCAAGGACCAAAAUGGUAAUCAUGUCAUUCAAAAGGCAAUUGAACGCGUACCUGCUCAACAUAUCCAGUUCAUCAUUGAUGCUUUCCAUGGUCAAGUCUAUAACCUUGCUACACAUCCCUAUGGUUGCAGGGUCAUUCAACGUAUGUUUGAGCACUGUACAGAAGAUCAAACCGUGCGCAUUGGCCCUUUGCUUGAUGAAUUGCACCGAUGCACUAGUCAACUUGUACAGGAUCAAUACGGAAAUUACGUAAUUCAACAUAUUUUGGAACGUGGAAGAGCUGCAGAUAAAUCGCUUGUGAUUGACAAGAUUCGUGGCCAAGUACUCCAAUUGAGUAAACACAAAUUCGCAAGUAACGUUGUUGAAAAGUGUGUUGAUUAUGGAUCGAAACGCGAUCGACAAUUAUUGAUUGAAGAGGUGCUUCAACCUAGACCAGAUGGAACUUUGCCUCUUGUCACGAUGAUGAAGGAUCAAUAUGCAAACUAUGUGAUUCAGAAAAUGUUGGAUGUUGUGGACGAUGACCAACGUGAGUUAUUAGUAAACAAGAUCAAACCUCACCUUCAAUCUUUAAAAAAGUAUACCUAUGGCAAACAUUUAAUUCAAAAAGUAGAAAAAUUGUUGCCUCUUAUUAAUAAUGGUCAAGUCAGUCUUGAAGACGAAGAACACAUGCAGCAGCUUGAUGAUCCUGUUUUGGAUCCUUCCAUCUAAACUCACCUUUUUUUGACUUUUUAUUCACUGUAAAUACUGCAGGAGACAAGAGAGUUUCCAUCACUUGAGAAAACAACACAUCCCAUCCUAUUUAAAAACGCCAAAAAAAAAAAAAAAAUUAUAUAUCUUAAUCCCAACAACUUUUUGACAACCCACCGAAAAAAAAAAAAAAAAACCAAAAAAACACGAAAAUCAUGGAUGGGUAAAACUUUUCUUCUCAAUUUUGUACUCUAUUCUUUUUUUUUUUUUAUAUUUUUCUUUUGUUAGAUAAAUGACUUUAUUAUUAUUUUGUACAUCAGCUAAAUACAGUCAGAUUGUACAUGUAAUCCACAAACACACAAACACACACCACUCUUAAAAAAAACCACAAACACACACACACACACACACACACCUUUCUUAUUGAUAUUUUCUUUUCUUUCCCUUUUCCUUUUUCUUUAUAAAUAUAUAAACAACUUAUUAAAAAUCCCUUUUUUGUACUGCUCCAGAGCUAAAAUU
Mucor mucedo is the source of this 3201-nucleotide messenger RNA. RefSeq names its product armadillo-type protein. The transcript is spliced from 9 exons. Bases 49 to 2703 code for a protein of 884 amino acids. Gene Ontology annotation, biological process: nuclear-transcribed mRNA catabolic process, deadenylation-dependent decay. The record is from RefSeq and is a predicted model, not a curated record. Gene Ontology annotation, cellular component: cytoplasm. NCBI's taxonomy places the organism in Eukaryota, Fungi, Mucoromycota, Mucoromycetes, Mucorales, Mucoraceae. Gene Ontology annotation, molecular function: mRNA 3'-UTR binding.